CUCGCACGUGCCCUGCAACCAAAAACCCCCAAAGCCUGUUUGGCAUUUCGUUUCAUUCCAGGGUUGAACCCUUAGCCCUUUUCCUUCUUUCCGAUUUCUAAAUUCUUGUGUUCAAUUACUACAUAUAUACAUAUAAUUAUAUAUAUAUAUAAUCAUUUUCCCCCUUACGAUUCAUCGUCUUUCGAUUGCAAACAAAGCGUAGAAAGAAAGAGAAGAAAAAAGCAGCUGAAGAACAGCAAAAGAAUCUGUAAUAAAUAAGAUAAAUUAAGCAAUUGGAAGAAGUUGAUUUUGAUUUCAAUGAAGAAUAAAUGGAUGAAUAUUCUGAGAUCAUCGUACAAGGAGCUGAACCGCAGUGCUUUAUCUGAUGUGGGCUUCGCUAAUUUUUCAUCUUUGCCAACGCAAAGAUCCAUAGCAACUGAUUUCUCCAAUAGGGUUGCUCGUCAAGUUGGAGCAGGAAACUCCAUCCUACUCCGAAACCAGUGGACCCCGCAAAAUGCUUUGGUCUAUCGGUCACGAUUUCAACUUGCCACAAGCACUGGACAAAAUAUGACAAGCGUUGGCUUUGCUCGAUGCUUUGCAUCCAAAACUACAGAGUCAAACAAACCAAAACAAUCGGAGGCUCGAAAAGAAAUAUCCACCGUUGAAGAUCCAUUUGAUGCCCCAACAUAUAAUAUCCCAGAAAAACCAGUCACGUUUACCGAGGGAGCUUCGUAUAGUCUUAUAAUUCUUGCUGGUCUUGGUGUUGCUGGUGCUGCAGCAUAUGGGGUUUUUAAGGAACUUAUUUUUCAACCAAAGGAAUAUAAAAUAUUCAACAAGGCUCUGGAAAGGGUUCAAAACGACAGCCAAGUUAGGGUUAGAAUCGGAUCUCCCAUAACAGGGUACGGAUCAGAAAGUAGAAACCGAGCUGCUCGUCAACGAAUUCCCAACAAAACAUGGACUGAUGAAGAUGGUGUUGAACAUGUCGUGGUUAAUUUCCACGUUCGGGGCCCACAUGGGGCGGGGAAAGUUUACUCGGAGAUGUUCAAAGACAAAGAGGACAAGCAAUGGAAGUUUAUGUAUCUAAUUGUUGAAGUCACUUCUCCUACGCCAGCUCAGCUCAUGCUCGAGUCUUAUGUGCCAGCUUGAGAGAGAGAUAUUGACGGUCCCGAUUAAUUUUAUUCGUUUUCUUCGUGAUGGUCCAUUUUUUUUUGGCGAACGUUUUACCUUUUAAUCUUUUUUAUUAUGUUGACGACCGUGGUUUUUGGGGAUUAGCUGGUUAUUUCGAGAAUAAUUUGGUGCGUUGUUCGCGUGAAUGAGAGACCACAAAAUUUUGGGUUCGAUUUGAAGAAAUUUUAUGGAUUGAAAGUUUAUCA
Erythranthe guttata (spotted monkey flower) is the source of this 1352-nucleotide messenger RNA. Its product is annotated as putative mitochondrial import inner membrane translocase subunit TIM21. Gene Ontology annotation, biological process: protein import into mitochondrial matrix. The record is from RefSeq and is a predicted model, not a curated record. Gene Ontology annotation, cellular component: TIM23 mitochondrial import inner membrane translocase complex. NCBI's taxonomy places the organism in Eukaryota, Viridiplantae, Streptophyta, Magnoliopsida, Lamiales, Phrymaceae.